Molecule: messenger RNA, 3687 nt
Organism: Naegleria gruberi
Lineage: Eukaryota; Heterolobosea; Eutetramitea; Acrasida; Naegleriidae
Exons: 1
Coding region: 101-3631 (1176 amino acids)
Molecular function (GO): protein binding; ubiquitin-protein transferase activity
Source: RefSeq, a predicted model, not a curated record
CAAAGGGCUAUUCGGCUUGCUGCUCUCGCUAUUCAAAUUUCGUCUACUUGUUAUUAUCUUCAUCUUUCAAGUAGUUUCGAAUAAUUAUUUUGUUUAAAAAAUGAUCAGAAGAAUAUUUACUUCAUCAGCUACUGAUGAUGAUGUUCUCGAUGUAAUGGAAGAAUAUGAAAAGAAUUCAAAGAGAUAUUCAAUAGAAAGUGAUGAAGGAUUAUUAGAAACUAAACGAAACGAAUCAAAUAACAAUACCCAAACUGAUGGAUCAACACCUACUUCAUCAGAAACAACAUCCGACUCUGCACACUAUUCACCAAAUAGUUAUUUCGAUAUUUUCACUAAAAUGUCAAAAUCCAAAAAACACACUAACAAAAUUUCAUCAAUUUCUAUUGACAAUCGACAUAAGAACAAUACCAUCUAUACAUCAGGAAUGGAUGGAAUAUCAUGUAGAUGGAUGAUAAAUCAUUCAAAAAAUAGAUCAAGUGUUCAAAUUGAUUUACCUUCAUCAAGUUUAACAUCAAAUUCAAGUUUACCAGAAAUUGAAGAUUUUUCAAAAUCAAUUCAAUUGGAUUUCAUGUAUGAAAAAUUACCUUCUCUUAUAAUUACACAACAUUUAUUUAAUGAAUUUUUAUUUGUUUCAACAGAUGACAUGAUGUUGACUUUAUUUUAUAUUCACAAUGAGAAACCAAUGUUUAAAAUUAAGUGUAAUCAAGUUGUUACUUGUAUAUUUGCAUUUGAAUGUACAAAUAAUUCAAAUGAUAUGAAUAUUGCUGGAAAUGUUUGUGUUGGUUUGAGGAAUGGUGAAUUUAACAUGUAUUCCAUUCAGAAACAAUAUUCGAAAUUGGGAAAAUGGGUCGGCACUGCUCUAAUACCUAAUGAAUCAUUUAAUAGAAAUUAUACACCAAGACAUUUCAGACAAAUUAAUUAUAUUGGAUUGUUAAAUUCUAAAGAAGUGAUGGAAUGUUAUGAAUUGAAUAAGAGUAGUGCACAUACGAAUAGUUUAUUAAUUAGUAGUAGUAGCAGUAGUGGUGGUGGUGGAAAUUCUGGUAUGGCUGCUUCAUCUUUGAAUGUUACUGCUUCACAACAAUCAACCUCUUCAAUGACAAGUCAGAGUUCAUCCGUUGCGAAUAGUAACAGCAGUAGUGGUGCUGGUGGUGGCAGUAGUAGCACAGUAACAAGUGGUGCUGCUUCAACAUUUGUAGAGGUUGACUAUACUAAGGUGAAUUAUCAUAUCAAGGAGCCAAUUACAGAUCAAAUGCUUUUAAUUACUGCCUCUAAUGAUUGUUUUGUAAAGAUUUGGACAAUUUCUGGAGGUGAAUUGAUUUUCAUGAAGGAAUUUGAUUCUCCCUGCACAAAAGUUGUUACCACUUCAUUUAGAAAGGACACUAUUAGAACGAGAUUCUUUUUCGUUUCACAUUCCAAUGACAUUUCAAUCUUUAGUUUGACUGGUAAGGCAAAACAUCCAGCUGAUUUUCGAGUACAUUUCAAUAUUAAUCAAUUCUUCCUGCAUCAGGUUCCAGAGAGUUUUGAUCAGAAUUUGAAUUCAUCACCAAGCAAUUUGGCUGGAAAAUCACCUUCAAAAUCAAGAAGAGAUAGAGGUUAUUCAACUGCUCUCUCUGCCAAGGAUUCCAGCAAUUCCACUUCUCAGAGUGGAUCCACCAACAAGUAUGUUGAAAUUCCAGUCAGUAAGAAUGGUUAUAUUUAUCUGAUUGGUUGGAAUUCAAUGCAAGCAAGAAUGGAAGUUUGGCUCUACAACUUGCACGAUCAGAAAACGAAACCAAUUUCACAAUAUCAACAAAAGAUUCUUGGAGUUACAUUUUUACAAAAUCUAGUUCUUGAUAGGACUCAUACCAAUCAGUUUGGAACUGAUUUGAUUACCACCUUUACUGUAAUGUAUAGUUGUUACAAAAAGUUGUACAUUAAGAAUUUGAUUUUGAGAAAGUCAUUAUUAGAAAGUUCAAAGAAACCUAUUCUAAUUGUUCCCUCCAUUCUUUCAUCUGCCAUUUCAGUGGACAUGUCUUCACCACCAACUGAAGCUAUCCUUCCUCAAAAGUAUUGUAAUUCCAACUUCUCUGACCUUUACUAUACCAUUACAACAAAGAAAGUAUUAGAAAUGAGAAAUCCAGUUAAAGUAGCUCAAAUAAUUCAGAAUCAUUUUAAGGAGUUGGCAGAAAUGGAAUCCAUGGAAGCUAAAAUUAAUUUCAUUCAACAAGUUUAUAGUAAUUCGAGUAAGGUUCCUGAAAUGAGAUUCAACUUUGUUCUCAAUAUUUCACAUCAAGUAACAUGUCACGAUACAGAGCUCGUAGCAAAAUCUAAACAUGCUCUCGAACUUUUAAAUCAAGAAGUUCUACAAUCCAGAAAAGGAACUUCUCUCCAUAAGAAAUUCAUGUACAUUCGAGAAGUAUCUUUGAAAAUGGGAGAAGCCAAAUUGACUGUCUUGAACUAUGACAGCUAUAUUCCAUUGUUGGCUGAUUUUUGUAAACCAGAUUCUAUUGAACGAUUGAGAAAUGUUCAAGUUAGCUCUUCAUCCUCCAGAAGAUUGGCCAUUCACAUUCAGGAUCUAUUCAAAAUUUUCUUUACCACUGUGAAAACAACUAAGCAUACUUACAAAUUACAUCCAAAACCAUUUGAUGAAUUACCAAAUUUGAUAGUGGAAAGAGUUGGUUGUAAACACAUGACUGAAGUUUACAAAGGUUUGGGAAGAUUAUUGGCCUUUAUAAUAAUUCAGCCAUAUCUAUUUAUUGAGGACUUUUUCCCAACACAUGUCAUUUUGAAAACCCUGUUGGGAUUGCCAAUUCAAUUUACUGAUUUUGCAGAUUUUGGAAGUCAAUAUUUGGCCCUGAAGCAUGUUGUUGAAAAGAGGCAAGAUGGCUCUAAGAAAUUGUCAGAACUCAUUCCAGAGGAAAUUCUUGAGGAAUUCCAUUUGAGUCACGAUGAGGAGUUGGCUAAAAUCAUGUCGACCAACGUUUCGGAAGAUAACAAGAUUCAACUCAUAAGACAAUCGGUGAUGAGAUUAAUGUUGUUAAACAUUUCAACAGAAUUGGAGAAUAUUCUUUACGGAACUUAUGAAUUUUUACCUUCAUUGGAUUGUGUCAGAACUCUCAUGGAUGAGAAUGAGCUGAAUAGUUUAUUUGUUGGAACAAAGAUUCUUCACAAUGAUUACGUACUCUAUAAGAAACCAAGCAAUGGAAAUGAUUUGUUAUCUGUUAAUCAAAUGAUGGAAAACGAUCCAAUGGUAGCUUGGUUAUGGGAAUUCAUUUAUGAUGAUAUGGACCCAGCUAUAGUGGCAGAUAAUUUGCGAUCUUGUUGGAUUUCUAAAAAGUGUUUGGUUGUGAAAAAUGAUUUAAUGUACUAUAAUCCAUUCCCAAUUAUUUCGAGGGAUGAAAAUUUGGUCGAUGAUGUUAUUUUCAGACCAGAAGAACAAGAGCUCUGUAUUGGUACAUUCCAAGAUAAGGAAAAAUUCUUUUCAUGCUUGUUACAUCAUAUUGAACAAAAUGCAGGUAGAAGAUCAACUAUUACUGGCCAAUCACCACUUCCACUCACUCCAAGACAACAUAGUGAUUCAAUUUUUGAUCAAUCGACAUAUUCUUCCUCAUUGAGUUCUCUUUCAUCCUCUCCACUCCUCAAAACCAUGUAAUGUUAUAUAGAUGCAUCUGUUAUAAUAAAACCCAUUCACUGGAUUUUAUUUCUUUU